Rhagoletis pomonella (apple maggot) is the source of this 4147-nucleotide messenger RNA. It is a transcript of the gene Uba1, whose product is annotated as ubiquitin-like modifier-activating enzyme 1. The transcript has 7 exons. Gene Ontology annotation, cellular component: SUMO activating enzyme complex; cytoplasm. Lineage: Eukaryota; Metazoa; Arthropoda; Insecta; Diptera; Tephritidae. The record is from RefSeq and is a predicted model, not a curated record. Gene Ontology annotation, molecular function: SUMO activating enzyme activity. Bases 326 to 3949 code for a protein of 1207 amino acids. Gene Ontology annotation, biological process: protein sumoylation.
GACGAGAAUUUGUGUUGAGCGUACAUUUCGGUGAUUUAGUGAAUUUCGCAGUUAAAAUUUUUGCUAAAUCUGUAAAUUUUUGGGAAGAGAUUCUUUACGUUUUCAAGAUUCUCUGGGGCGUUAAGCUCGAUCAUCGCCAGUGCUUACUUUGACAUUGACCUUGCGGGUGUCUCCAAGAUAAGGACAUCAACCGGCCGCAUUGACAGAGUAGAAAUUGAUGGACAAAAUCUUUAGCUCUUAAUAGCAAAAGUAAAGAACUUGGUGCCGUGGAGCUAAGUGAAAAGGAUUGCUGGCUUAUUGUUGUGUUGUGGACGCCAGCCGCCCGAUGUCUUCAAGUUCACCAACAGCUGAGCAAAACUCGCCUGCAGAGCCACCAGCAGCCAAAAAGCGCAAGCUGCUCGCGCCUACCGGUGGCGCUCCCAACGCAAACACCCCCACCACGAGCCCCACUAAUAGAAAUACUCAGGGCAAUAACAACACUGACAACGGCGACGAUAACCGCAUUUACGAAAGUGGUGUGGAAGGAAUCGAAGUUGACGUACCGAAGAAACCAACCGUGCCAUCCCAUUCGGUUUCGUUAAGUGACGCUAUAGCUGGCUCUGUCGGCAGUACUUGUGCUGGUGGGAAAAGUAGCACCGAUAGCGAUAGCACCAGUUCAUCGUCGGUAGUGAAGAAAGGAAGCGGUCAAAGCGGAGUUUUUGUUUCUGAUUCGGGUGAAUGCGCUGUGACGGAUGUAAGAUCUGAGGAAUCAAAUAAUUCAUUGGAGUUAAAAGAAAAAAUUUCGAAGGGAAAUAUUUUGGCAACAACUUCAGCGUCCGUUAGCGCCGUAAACGCCAACGUUAAUAACUCGAACUCAAACGGGACUAAAUCUAAUAUCGGAGUAGUGUACGGAAGAAAUAACCAAAUGGCUGGUGGUAAUCCGACAGGCGACCCUCGUUCGCGCGGUGCUUCUGACAUCGACGAGUCUUUAUACUCGCGCCAAUUGUAUGUACUUGGCCAUGAUGCAAUGCGUCGAAUGGCAAAUUCUGACAUAUUAUUGUCAGGUAUUGGCGGUCUCGGACUGGAGAUAGCUAAGAAUGUAAUUUUGGGAGGUGUGAAAUCGAUCACGCUGCAUGACAAGGCAAAUUGCACCAUUCGUGAUUUGGCUUCCCAAUUUUAUCUAACCGAGUCGGAUGUAGGUCGAAAUCGGGCACAAGCUUCAUGCAACCAAUUAGCUGAGCUUAACAGUUAUGUUCGCACUACAGCAUACACAGGAGAAUUGACUGAAGAAUUCAUGAAACAGUUUCGUGUUAUUGUAUUGACAGCAUCUGAUGACGCCGAACAGCGUCGCAUAGCAAAAUUUGCUCAUGAUAAUUCCAUUGCAUUGAUCAUAGCUGAGACUCAUGGACUCUUUGCUAAAAUCUUUUGUGACUUUGGAGAAAACUUCACUAUUUAUGAUCAGGAUGGUGCUCAGCCGAUUUCCACCAUGAUAGCUAGCAUUACACGUGAUUCUCAGGGAGUGAUAACUUGCUUGGAUGAAACCCGUCAUGGCUUAAAUGAUGGAGACUAUGUGACUUUCAGCGAAGUACAAGGAAUGACUGAGCUAAAUGGCUGUGAGCCGAUCAAAAUAAGCGUAUUAGGUCCGUACACAUUUAGCAUUGGUGACACCAGCCAAUUUGGUGAAUACAUUUCCGGUGGCAUAGCUACACAAGUAAAGAUGCCGAAAGUUGUGAAUUUCAAAUCGCUUCAGGAAUCUGAAAAAGAACCCGAAUUUUUAAUUUCUGACUUUGCUAAAUUUGACCAUCCAAUUUCGCUACACAUUGCGUUCGCAGCAUUACACAAAUAUGUCGAACAAGUCGGACAGCCACCACGUCCCUGGAAUGAGGAAGACGCUCAGAUUUUUUUGCAAAUGUGCAAGUCAGUAAAUGCCGAUAUCAAUGACAAUGUGGUGUUGUUGUUUGCGAAGACAUGUGCCGGAAACACUUGUCCUAUCGAUGCGGCAAUUGGCGGCUUCGUAGCACAAGAGGUCCUUAAAGCGUGCACGGGCAAGUUCACACCUAUCUACCAAUGGUUGUACUAUGAUGCUAUUGAGUGUAUUCCCACCGAGGGAGUUGAGGAGGCAGAUGCUCAACCGGUGGGCUCACGUUAUGAUGCACAGAUUGCUAUUUUCGGAAAGAAUUUCCAAGAGAAAUUGGGCGACGCCAGAUACUUCAUUGUCGGAGCUGGAGCCAUCGGCUGCGAAUUGCUUAAAAAUUUCGCAAUGAUUGGAGUUGGCUCAGGCCAAGGGGAAAUCGUUAUAACCGACAUGGAUUUGAUCGAAAAGUCGAAUUUAAAUCGCCAAUUCCUGUUUCGACCACAUGAUGUGCAGAAGCCAAAGGCAAAGACAGCUGCAAAUGCCAUUAAGAAAAUGAAUCCUAACAUUAAAGUCACUGCGUAUGAAUUGCGUGUUGGGCCCGAAACCGAAAAAGUUUUCUCAGAGGAGUUCUUUGGCAAAUUGGACGGCGUUGCUAACGCUUUAGACAACGUAGAUGCUCGCAUUUAUAUGGAUCGCAAAUGUGUAUUCAACCGUUUGCCAUUGGUGGAAUCGGGCACUUUGGGCACAAUGGGAAAUGUACAAGUGAUUGUACCAUUUUUAACUGAAUCUUAUAGUUCGUCACAAGAUCCCCCAGAAAAGAGUAUCCCUAUAUGUACGUUGAAAAAUUUCCCGAAUGCAAUUGAACAUACAUUGCAAUGGGCUCGUGACAUGUUUGAAGGUGUAUUUACGCAAUCGCCAGAGAAUGCUGCACAAUACCUAUCUGAUGCAAACUUCAUUGAACGCAUCAUAAAAUUGCAGGGUAUUCGACCUUUGGAGAUCUUGGAAUCAGUUAAGAAAGCUUUAGUCGACGAAAGGUCCAACAACUUUCUGGAUUGCGUCAAAUGGGCACGAAAUCAUUGGGAAGAGCACUAUGCUAAUCAAAUUAAACAAUUGCUGUUCAAUUUUCCACCAGAUCAAAUCACCUCAAGUGGACAACCAUUUUGGUCGGGCCCGAAGCGCUGUCCUCAACCCCUGGUAUUCGAUAUUAAUGAUGAUCUACAUUUCGAUUAUAUAUAUGCAGCCGCUAACCUACGUGCGGAGAUGUACGGGAUCGAACAAGUGCGUGAUAGGCAGCAAAUAGCACUUCUCGUUAACGAUAUUACGGUUCCGGAAUUCAAGCCACGAUCUGGCGUAAAAAUUGAGACCAACGAAAGUGCUGCCGCCGCUGCAGCCAACAAUUACGACAGUUCAGACGUAGAUCAAGACCGAGUAAACAAGAUUUUAACUGAGCUACAGGCACUUAGGGAAAGUAAAACUCCACUUGUUGUCAAACCAUUGGAAUUCGAAAAAGACGACGAUAAUAAUUUGCAUAUGGACUUUAUAGUUGCUGCAUCCAACCUGCGUGCCGCCAAUUACAAGAUUCCCCCAGCUGAUCGUCACAAGUCUAAACUGAUUGCUGGAAAAAUUAUUCCAGCUAUUGCCACAACUACAUCACUAGUGUCCGGCUUAGCUGUUCUAGAAGUCAUGAAAUUAAUUUUAGGACAUAAAGCUAUGGAUAAAUUUAAAAAUGCUUUUGCAAAUUUGGCUUUGCCAUUCAUUGCAUUCUCGGAGCCUAUGCCUGCCGCGAAGAAUUCAUACUAUGGCAAAGAAUGGACGCUGUGGGAUCGCUUUGAAGUUGCUGGAGAGCUAACACUGCAGGAAUUUCUUGACUACUUCGAUAAAAAGGAGAAGCUUCAGAUUACAAUGUUGUCGCAGGGCGUCUCAAUGCUUUACUCGUUCUUCAUGCCAAAAGCUAAAUGCGCGGAGCGUUUGCCUCUGCCCAUGACUGAAGUCGUGCGGCGUGUUUCAAGGAAACGUAUUGAUUCACACGAACGCUCUUUGGUAUUUGAGAUUUGCUGUAACGACGAAGAUGGGGAAGAUGUGGAAGUGCCGUAUGUGCGAUAUACUCUACCCUAAAAACGGUUAUUGGUGAUACAACAAAAGUACUGAGCGAGCAAAAAUCGCUGCCCUUUCAUUGUAAUACAUAUACAUCUUUGGUUUAUUAUUAAUUCAAAUAAUUAAAUACGAAUUAAUUUUAUAAUUAUAGGAAGGAGUUAUUUUAUGUGUCCCUCCAUUAUAAUUUUAAUACUUUUCCAUUACGAUAUGGUUCAAAAA